AUGUCCGCAUUCGAUUCUUACAUCAUCCAAGAUCCAUCCCCGGAGUCCUCGAACGAGCAGGAUGAGAUCGAUUCUCUGCCCUCCUCGAUAGACAGCAGCGAUCUGGAUUCAGAAGAGGGGGACUCGGAUGCGCAGAGAGAAUGGGAGGCCAGCUUGCAGCAGCUGGAAUUGCUGCUGACGAUGGUCAUUGUCCCGUUCGCCGGAAAGUACUUUGGUAGAAAAUUAGCUUAUUGGAGCUGGGCGAAGUACAUGGAGUGGAUAUAUCCUGUCGAGGUUAGGAUAACGAAUAAGGCGGCUUUUAGAGCUGCCGGUGCAGUCGAAGCUGCUGCUUCCCUUUGA
Venustampulla echinocandica is the source of this 339-nucleotide messenger RNA. RefSeq lists its product as uncharacterized. Gene Ontology annotation, cellular component: mitochondrial outer membrane. The record is from RefSeq and is a predicted model, not a curated record. NCBI's taxonomy places the organism in Eukaryota, Fungi, Ascomycota, Leotiomycetes, Helotiales, Pleuroascaceae. The transcript is spliced from 2 exons. Gene Ontology annotation, biological process: mitochondrial outer membrane translocase complex assembly; protein insertion into mitochondrial outer membrane. The coding region runs from base 1 to 339 and encodes 112 amino acids.